AUGGCUCCCGAUACCCCCGCUGCCGAUGCUCCGGCGCCCGACCCGGCCACGGCCAAGAAGAAUGAACAAAAGGAGAAGGCCAAAGCUGAUAAAGCGGCCAAGUUCGCGGCAAAGCAGGCCAAGCUGAAGCAGCAGCAACCCCAGCAGAAAGCUGCUACCCAAGCGGCCCCGAAGCCCCCCAAGGCUCAAGCCCCGUCCCUCCCUCCGUACCAAGACGAAACCCCGGCCGGCGAGAAGAAGGCCAUCCAGUCUUUCGAGCACCCGCAUUUCCAGGCAUACAACCCCAAGGCAGUUGAGUCUGCUUGGUACCAAUGGUGGGAGAAGAGCGGCUUCUUCCAGCCGCGACCCGCUCGGUCGCCCGACCACGGGAAGUUCGUCAUCCCUCUCCCGCCCCCCAACGUGACCGGCGCACUCCACUGCGGUCAUGCGUUGGCCAAUUCACUCCAGGACACCCUGAUUCGGUGGUAUCGGAUGAAGGGCUUUUCCACACUCUGGGUUCCCGGCUGUGACCAUGCCGGUAUAUCUACACAGUCUGUGGUCGAGAAGAUGCUCUGGAAGAAGGAGAAGAAGACGCGCCUGGAACUUGGCCGCGAGAACUUCACGAAGCUUGUUUGGGAGUGGAAGGGGGAAUACCAUGAGCGCAUCAACAACGCCCAGAGGCUCAUGGGUGGCUCGAUGGACUGGACGCGCGAGGCUUUCACCAUGAAUGAGAAUCUCAGUGCCGCUACCAUGGAGACCUUUUGCCGGCUUCAUGAUGAGGGGUACAUUUACAGAUCAAGCCGCUUGGUCAAUUGGUGUACACACUUGCAAACAGCCCUCAGCUCGUUGGAGGUGGAAAACAAGGACAUCACCGGUCGCACCAUGCUCGAUGUUCCAGGCUACGACCGAAAGGUUGAGUUUGGUGUCCUCACCUUCUUCAAGUAUCCGAUUGACGGCACCGAUCUCACGAUUGAGGUUGCAACUACCCGUCCCGAAACCAUGCUUGGCGAUAGUGGGAUUGCCGUUAGCCCGGGGGAUACUCGCUACACGCAUCUCGUUGGCAAAUUUGCGCGCCAUCCGUUCACAGACCGCCUCCUCCCUAUCGUUGAAGACACUUACGUGGACCCGGAAUUCGGUACCGGAGCGGUCAAGUUGACCCCUGCUCACGACUUCAACGACUACAAGCUGGGUGAACGUCAUAAGCUCGAGUUCAUCAACAUCCUGAAUGAGGACGGUACUCUCAACGAGAAUGCUGGCCCCAUGUUCCAAGGUCAAAAGAGGUUCAAUGCUCGGUACACUGUCGUCGAGGAACUGACUAAGCGCGGACUCUUUGUCAAGAAAGAGCCCAACGCCAUGACUAUCCCUCUGUGCGAGAAGACCAAGGAUGUUAUCGAACCAUACAUGACGCCUCAAUGGUGGGUCCGCAUGAACGAGAUGGCAGAUGCCGCCCUGAAGGUUGUCGAGGAAGGCAAGGUCAAGAUCAGCCCCGAAAGUGCAAGGAAAUCCUACGAUAGAUGGUUGGCCAACGUUAACGAUUGGUGCAUCUCUCGCCAGCUAUGGUGGGGCCACCGCAUCCCAGCCUACCGUGUCAUCCUCGAGGAGGAGGAGGGUGAGCGUGAGACCGACAAAUCCCCGUGGGUUGUCGGCAGGACGCCCGAGGAAGCUCAGGCGAAGGCCGCGGCCAAGUACGCGGGGAAGAAAUACCGUCUGGAGCAGGACCCUGACUGCCUCGACACUUGGUUCAGCUCUGGCUUGUGGCCUAUGUCUAUCCUCGGAUGGCCCAACACCGAAAGCAGCGACUUCAAGGAGUUCUUCCCGACCAGCAUGUUGGAGACGGGCUGGGACAUUCUGUUCUUUUGGGUCAUUCGGAUGAUCAUGCUCAGCCUCAAGCUGACGGGCAAGGUUCCCUUCACUGAGGUCUACUGCCACAGCCUUAUCCGCGACUCUGAAGGCAGGAAGAUGAGCAAGUCUCUGGGUAACGUCAUCGACCCUCUCGACAUCAUCAACGGUAUCGAGCUUGAGGAGCUCCACGCCAAGCUCCUCACGGGCAACCUCAAGGAGGAUGAGGUUGAGCGCGCCACCAAAUACCAGAAGACCGCAUUCCCCGGCGGUAUCCCCGAGUGCGGAGCGGACGCGCUCCGGAUCACCCUGCUUUCUUACACCACUGGUGGCGGUGACAUCAACUUCGAUAUCAAGGUGAUGCACGCCUACCGCCGGUUCUGCAACAAGGUCUGGCAGGCCAGCAAGUAUGUGCUAGGCAAAUUACCCCAGGAGUUCGUUCCGGCUUCAAAACUUGACACCUCGGCUCUCUCCGUCCCGGAGCGCUGGAUACUUCAUCGGAUGAACUCUGCCGUCAAGGGUAUCAACGACGCACUUGAGGCGCGGCAAUUCUCCACGGCCACAAAGCUUGCUUACCAAUUCUUUUAUGAUGAGUUGUGUGAUGUUUUCAUCGAGAACAGCAAGGGCAUUCUGAGCGAUGGCACCCCAGAGCAGCAACAAAGCGUCCAGCAAACUCUGUAUCGGACGCUGGAUGUCGCGCUGCGCCUCCUGCACCCCUUCCUGCCCUACAUUACGGAAGAAUUGUGGCAGCGCCUCCCCCGCAACAAGGACGAGUCGGUGGCCUCCGUCAUGUUGGCACCGUAUCCCGAGCCCGACAGCACGUUGGAGUUUGUGUCGGACGCAGAAGACUACGAACUUGGCCUUCAGUGCGCCGGUGGUCUCCGCUCCUUGGCCGCCGACUACAAUAUCCGCGCGGAUGGGUGCGGUUUCAUCAAGGCGUCCACGGCAGCGAGCUUUGAGAAGGUCAGCGCGCAGCUCCAGGCCAUCAAGACUCUUUCCGGAAAGGGCGUUUCUGAGGUCAGCGUUCUUGGUCCCGAUACCGACGAGGCGUCGUCACCGAAGGGCUGUGCCGUUUAUGUUGUCUCUGCCAACGUCGCGGUUCUCCUGCAAGUCAGCACACAGAUCAAGGACAUUGAUGCGGAAAUCAAGAAGAUCAACACCAAGUUGCAGAAGACCAACAUCUCCAUCACAAAACAACAGGAGCUGAUGGGGCGUGAGGGUUUUGAGAAAGUCAGCGAUGUGGUCCUCACCGCUGAGAAGAAGAAGCUGGCCGAUGCUCAGGCGGCGAAGGAGAACUACGAGAGGACGCUGGCGGAGUUCAGUAAGCUGAAGCUCUGA
Chaetomium fimeti is the source of this 3156-nucleotide messenger RNA. Its product is annotated as tRNA synthetases class I-domain-containing protein. The transcript is spliced from 4 exons. NCBI's taxonomy places the organism in Eukaryota, Fungi, Ascomycota, Sordariomycetes, Sordariales, Chaetomiaceae. The record is from RefSeq and is a predicted model, not a curated record. Bases 1 to 3156 code for a protein of 1051 amino acids. Gene Ontology annotation, molecular function: ATP binding; valine-tRNA ligase activity; aminoacyl-tRNA deacylase activity. Gene Ontology annotation, biological process: valyl-tRNA aminoacylation. Gene Ontology annotation, cellular component: cytosol.